AUGGCAGAAACUAUCAAUAAGAAAAGAAGAGGGCUCUACAGAGGCGUUAGAUAUCAAGAGAAUGUUUCACCGCAAGUAAAACCGAACCGAUGGGUCAAGGAAUGGCAAGAUUUGGGUAUGGAUAUUAUCGACUUCAGUUUUUGGACACAUGCCAACUUGCAAAUAUUGAUUGAGCCGCUUGAGAACCA
Molecule: messenger RNA, 188 nt
Organism: Acaulospora colombiana
Lineage: Eukaryota; Fungi; Glomeromycota; Glomeromycetes; Diversisporales; Acaulosporaceae
Source: the annotation of a GenBank genome assembly